Molecule: messenger RNA, 954 nt
Organism: Pseudomassariella vexata
Lineage: Eukaryota; Fungi; Ascomycota; Sordariomycetes; Amphisphaeriales; Pseudomassariaceae
Product: peroxisomal 2,4-dienoyl-CoA reductase SPS19
Exons: 4
Coding region: 1-954 (317 amino acids)
Biological process (GO): fatty acid catabolic process
Molecular function (GO): 2,4-dienoyl-CoA reductase (NADPH) activity
Source: RefSeq, a predicted model, not a curated record
AUGCCUAUCCCAAGGUCUGAAUACCUCAGUACGGUAUGGAAGGACGACAUCUUCGCUGGCCGGGUGGCUUUCGUCACUGGCGGCGCGGGCACGAUAUGCAGCGCCCAAACUCGAGCUCUCGUAUACCUGGGUGCGAAUGCUUGCAUCCUAGGCCGUAACGUAGAGAAGACAGAAGCGGCAGCGAAGGAUAUUGCCACGGCCCGACCAGGCGCGAAAGUGCUUGGAAUUGGCGGGUGCGACGUCCGGGAUCCCGAAAGCCUUAAAACGGCCGCUGAAAGAUGCGCGAAGGAGCUUGGAGCAAUCGACUUCGUCAUAGCCGGUGCUGCCGGAAACUUCGUUGCUCCCAUGUCCGGGCUUAGUGCCAAUGGCUUCAAGACAGUCAUGGAUAUCGACGUGCUGGGAACGUUCAACACGAUAAAAGCGACGAUGCCCUAUCUUAUCGAGUCGGCAAAACGUAACAAGAAUCCGAGCGACGACGGUCUGACGGGCGGGAGGAUCAUAUACGUUUCCGCAUCCUUCCAUUACACGGGGACGCCGCUCCAGUCUCAUGUGUCCGCCGCGAAAGCCGCCAUCGACUCUUUGAUGGCCUCUGUCAGCCUUGAAUACGGCCCCUACGGCGUCACUUCUAACGUCAUCACACCCGGUGGCAUUGCGAAUACCGAAGGCAUGGCGCGGCUGUCGAGCAGCAAGAUGACGCAGAAGCAGAUCGCGGCGGGCGUGCCGAUAGGUCGGUACGGUACGAUCCGCGAUAUUGCCGAUGCCACGGUGUAUCUCUUCAGCGAUGCUGGGAACUACGUUAAUGGCGAGGUCCUCGUCGUGGAUGGUGCUGCGUGGCGGCUGCACAACGGGGCUGGAGUCGGAUUGGAUGCGGACAUGAAAUACCCAGAUUUCAUACUCCGAGGCGAGUUCUCGAAGCAUGUGAAAACUGGGAGGAUGGAGAAAGCUAAGCUAUGA